Molecule: messenger RNA, 3515 nt
Organism: Linum trigynum
Lineage: Eukaryota; Viridiplantae; Streptophyta; Magnoliopsida; Malpighiales; Linaceae
Source: the annotation of a GenBank genome assembly
AAAGCAGGUGGUAGCCCGCUGAUUCAUACCAACCCAGUCCCCAGAGUGCUAAUUCAAGCAGCAGAAGACAGUGGCUAAUUCAAAAAUAACAAAACAAUCGUGUAAAUUUCAUUUUCAUAAACAUCACCACGUGUUAUUAUACUGUGAAAAAAUUAUAAAGUAUAUUUAUUGUCGAUACACUUAGGUUGGUAGCUAGCUAAUUAUAUCCGUUUCGAUCCCACAAAGUCUUUUUCAUUUGUGUAUGAAAAGCUUUCGUAUUAACGUAAACCGCUCAAGAUAGAAUGCAUAACCAUGGGUUAUACACCCAUCAAUAACCAAAUUUGGACCCUUCAUUUAGAAAAUCCAGAUCUAAGGAUGGAGAAUUAAAGACCAUUUUUAUUUUCCAAACUUUCUUAAUCGGCUAAUAUCUUUUUCGUUUUAACUCAGAUUUUAAUUUUUUUCCACAGAUGGAACGAGUUCAUCGUGCUCUACAAAAUAAGAUCAAUUUUCAAUAUUUUUUGAGAAAAAAAAAUUCUGGCCUCUCGGUACCAACUGCAUACCAUAUGGUAUUUUCUUCAUUUUUAAUUCGUUUUUUGAAACGUUUGCACAGAAGAGACGAGUUCAUCAUGAUCUAUUGGAUCUACAAAUUUCUGGGUGAACAAAUUACAUGACCAAAAAAUACCACACAAUACCAUACAAUACCACCCUGGUACGAGGUGGUAUCUUGUGGUACACAAUGAUAAAAGUCGUAAAUGACAGUUAAUAUACUUCUACUAUCAUGUAUUCAACCAUCCUACAGUCUUGGUUUGUUCAUACCACCAUGGUACGCUUUUCAAACCAUAGGUAUGCUCUUAUUUCAAUACCAAUCAAUAUCAUAUGGUAUAGACUGGUAAAAAAUGGUUCAAUUUUUUUUGUUCGAAAAAUAUAUCAAAGUGGAUAUCAUUUUGAAGAGCACAAUUAAUCUGAUCUAACUGUGCAAAAAAUUUAAAUUUCGACUUAAUCGAGUGAGAAAUCGUCCGUCAAAAAUUAAGAAGGGUAAAUUAAAGUCUUUCCAGGAGAGAGAUGCUGAUAUCAUACUGAUGUGAGCUGGUUACUCAUGGUUACUCACCGUAAGGUUACUGACAUGAUCCGUUCCUAACGUAAACUUCUAGUAUUCAAAUCUUAUACAUAUAUAUAUAUAUGCCUACUCCGUGCUCCGAGAAUCUUAUUAAUAUGAAAUACGUACAUGCAUGCAAUCAAUCAGGUCAUUAUCAGCUGCUGAUCUCACUAAUCAAAAUAUAUGGAAGAGGAAAAAGGGUACAAGUUGGUAGCCUGAAGAAUAUAGCUUUUAGUUGAGUUUGUGAGAAGCAGCCGUUAUUUGAAACCCAUGUAUAUUUCUAGAAAGAGUGAGCAAAGACUGCAUGCCAUUGCCGUGCCUUACAUUUCCAUCUCUUUGUUUAUUCAGCUCCAUAGCUUCCAUCUUUGGGUCAACCAUCGGGUUGGAAUUGGACACUCCAUUUUUCCCAUUUCACAAGCUACGUAAAGUAAACCAACUAGAAAUUUAUAUCACAAGAGAAAAAAACAAGAAUCGUUUCAAAGCUACCCUUCUACCUAUCUACCAUAGAAUUAGAACCCUCCAGACACAUUAAGACUAUUAGCUUUUUCCCUUCUCUUAUUAUAUCCCCACAACACUCCUCCUUGUACACCAAACCCAUUCUCUCUCUCCCUCUCUCUCUCUCUCUAUCUCUCUACAUUGACAAAAGGAAGAAAAAAGAAAAAAAAGAGGAGUACAUGGGAACUUUGGUGGGUCACGUAGCACCAGGGCUAGCAUUCUGCCUUCUCGGUGUGUGGCAUCUUUUCAACCACACCAAGCUCCAUUCUCAAAACCCAACUUCCUACUUCGCCCACCCAUGGUUCCCAACCUCGAAGCUCAAGCACGUAGAGCUCUACCUCAUCAUGGCCGCGACCUCCAUCUCCGUCGCCAUGGAGCUCUUCAUCGGGCCCGAGAGGCACCAACCUUUGGACCCGGACGGCACCAUCCCUUCCAACCACCUCCACAACUUCGAGCACGCUUCCAUCUCCGCGGCCUUCUUCACCUACGCGGCCCUUUCCAUCGUCCUCGACUGGGCUCGGCCCAAGGCCCAGUUCGGCCUGACCCAGUUGCUUGGCGCGGUGGCGUUCGGGCAGCAGCUCCUCAUGUUCCGCCUCCAUUCCUCCGACCACGUGGGCGUGGAAGGGCAGUACCAUUUGCUUCUCCAGUCCGCCAUAGCCGUCUCCUUGGUGACGACACUCAUGGGGAUCGGCCUACCUAGGAGCUUCAUGGUCAGCUUUGUCAGGUCCACCAGCGUUUUCUUCCAGGGUGUUUGGAUGGUUGUGAUGGGCUAUGCGCUGUGGACGCCUUCCCUCGUGGCGAAGGGUUGCUUCAUCAACGAGGAGGAAGGGCACAAGGUGGUGAGAUGCAGCGGCGAGGAGGCCCUCCACAGGGCGAAAUCUCUUGUGAAUAUUCAGUUCAGCUGGCUCCUGAUUGCUGUUGCGGCUUUCGUUGUGGGGUUCUACUUGGUGUUGCACAGGCUUUACGGCCGAGGAAUUGAGUACACUUCAUUGAUGACGAUGAGAGGGGAUCAGUUGAUGGAAGAUAGUGAAGAUGUUGAAUCGCAGAAGAAUGGUCCGAUGAAGAGCUUCAUUCAAAUGGGGAAGAUCAGUAGUUGGGGGAAGGUUCGUGACAAUGUUGAAAGGUGAUUAUUAAGAAAAGGCAAUUAAUAAAUUAGUUAAUUAUGAAAUUGGAUUAAGAAAAGUUAAAAGAAAAGAGGGUAUUUUAGUUAGGUAGUGGUGGUGUGUGUACAUCUUUGAUUGGUUGUUGGGAGUGGAGAGGGUGGUCAGCUAGACAAGUUUUUAAUCAAUUAAGUAUUCAAUAAUGUUUUGCUUAUUUGGAACAAUGAACCUAUAGGAAAAGAAAUUGGGUGUUAAAUUUAAUUUUUAUUUUAGGAUGGGAAACCGUGAAAAUGGAGGAAGCUUCUAAUUCCUUUCUAUCCGCUUUGGUAGUCGUCAUCUUGCCUUGGACUAAAAAAAUAUGGCCGUACUUGCGUAUUAAUCAUCUCCAACUUGGAAUUUGACACCAGCCUUCAAUUUCAAUCUUGAGAAACUUUCUAUUUAGGACCUCAUACUUUUGUUGAUACUUUGUAUUAAGGACCUCAUACUUUUGUUGAUAUUAGCUCAUCUGCGUUUUAAAAAUUUUAAAGACCACAAUUAAUUCAAAAUCUGGCUACGCCACUACAUAUAUAUGUAAUUAAAUUCCACAAACUAAAUGAAGUCUGAAAUGGUCCCGUGGUAGGUAGUGAUGGCAAUGGGGCGGGGCGGGUACCUCAAUUCCCAUGCCCCGCCCCAUGCUACUACGGGUCGGGGCGGGUAAAACCCGCGCGGGUACGGGGCAGGGCGGGUCGACCCACUCUUACAUGUUGUUCAAAAAAAAAUACAAGUAAAUUUUACUUUUUACAAUAAAAGGUAGGGAAAAACACUUUAAAAAUGAAAAAUAUUGAUAAUAGAAUGGAUAAUUGAGC